Messenger RNA from Drosophila sulfurigaster albostrigata, 473 nucleotides. RefSeq names its product odorant receptor 67d-like. Bases 123 to 473 code for a protein of 116 amino acids. NCBI's taxonomy places the organism in Eukaryota, Metazoa, Arthropoda, Insecta, Diptera, Drosophilidae. Gene Ontology annotation, molecular function: odorant binding; olfactory receptor activity. The record is from RefSeq and is a predicted model, not a curated record. Gene Ontology annotation, biological process: sensory perception of smell. Gene Ontology annotation, cellular component: membrane. The transcript is spliced from 2 exons.
UGUCAUCUGAGAUCAUCAUUCUGAAUAUUUUAUAUUCCAGUUUCUUCGCUCGCUGCAACGAUCUCUUCUACACGAUUGUAUCCAUCCAAGUCAUCACAGCAGCUGGUUGCUUUAUUCUGACCAUGUUUGUGCUCCUUACCAGCGUUUGGCCUGGCGGCUGGGCUUAUGCAAUUGGUGUAGCUUCCAAUUUAUAUAUUUAUUGCAUACUCGGUACUUUGGUUGAAAAUUGUAACGAUGAUCUCAUCUAUGAGGUCUACAACAUAUCGUUCUACAAUCUGAAUGCUCGCCAGCAGCGUCAAGUUUUAUUCAUGUUAUGCAAAGCUCAAAGCACUGACAUGAUUCAGGUACUGGGUGUUAUGCCAUUGGCCGUAAGCACAGGUCUUAAGGUUAGCUACUACGUUCUUAACCAAACAAAUCUACACUUGAUAUUUAUUGAUACUUUAUCUCAAUCAGGUCACAAAGAGCAUUUAUAG